This is a messenger RNA of Ipomoea triloba (trilobed morning glory), 1699 nucleotides long. RefSeq lists its product as uncharacterized. NCBI's taxonomy places the organism in Eukaryota, Viridiplantae, Streptophyta, Magnoliopsida, Solanales, Convolvulaceae. The transcript is spliced from 4 exons. The record is from RefSeq and is a predicted model, not a curated record. Bases 386 to 1330 code for a protein of 314 amino acids.
CUCCUCCUCCUCUUCAUCCUCUGGGAGUUGAAGAAAAUCAGAAAUUUUCUCCCAUUUCUUCUCACCCCUCUGGAUCAUUCAAUUUUCAUUUUUAUAAUUUUUUUUUGUUCCUCUGCUGCGAAAAUUUCGCUACUUUGAAUUCGAUUGAUUGAGCCAAUUUUUGCAUCCGAAGGAACUUUUUUGUUUCCCAGUUGUUGUUCGUUUGGAAUUGGAAUUUUUGGAGAUAUAUUGGAUUCGUGAUUUCGUGCAGUUUUUUUUUUUUUUUGGAGAAAUAAGGGUUUGUUUUUUGGUUUGGUUUAAAUUUCGUGGAAAAAAAUGGCGAAUUGACGCCCAAAAGUGAGAGAGAGAGAAACGAAGAGAAGAUUUUGGUGGUGCUGGUUUUGCAAUGGACUGUAGGGUGUGCGCUUCGUCCGGGGACGCGUGGUUGAGACUGGGCGGUCACGGGGGUGGCGAUGUCGGAGGUCCGGGACCGGUGGGGGAUGCGUUCAGCCACGAAAGCGAUAGUGAUUUGGCGGCGAUGGUGAGGGAUUUUCUGGAGAAUGGAAGCAUCGGUACAGAUUCGAGGAGUAGCAGCGAUAGCGAUUCCAGUUUCUCCGAUCUUCCUCACCUCGCCGACAAAUUAUCCUAUAUCAAGUUGGCCGUGGAUCAAUACGAGAGUGACCUGCUCUCGCUGGUGAGUUCACUUUUGAUAUCCAUAAAUGACACCGACCUCCACGCUGUCAAAUCGGGCCCUUGCAAGGCUAGCUGCAUCAAAUAUUCUCUUGUGAAGCUCUUGAGGCUUUUGGGUUAUGAUGCUGGUGUUUGUUCUUCGAAGUGGCAGGGCAAUGGCAAGGUUCCUGCAGGGGAUUAUGAAUACGUGGACGUGAUUAAAUAUGAUGAUGCUGGUGGCUCUGAACGUGUGAUAAUUGAUAUCAACUUUCACAGCCACUUUGAAAUCGCUAGAGCGGUUCAAUCCUAUGACAGAAUACUGAACUCUCUCCCCGUUGUGUACGUGGGCUAUAUAACGAGACUGAAACAGUUCCUCGAAGUCAUGGUGGAAGCUGCUAAAUCAUCCCUGAAGCAGAACUCAAUGCCUCUCCCUCCCUGGAGAUCGUACGCUUACCUUCAAGCAAAGUGGGGGUCUCCCUAUAAACGAAAAUUCUAUCCCGACCACCCAAACAUCAGCCAGACAGCCGGCAUCCAUCACCAUGUGCAAUGCCUUUUGCACUUGAAGCAGCUGAAAUCUGCACUUCAGUCCGAGAUCGAUUUAAAGCGAGUGUUCAGGCCGAUCAACAGUGACAACCGGAUGAUGAAUCUCGAGAGGUCGAGGCAUCCCUUCCGGGCUCUCUGAGACGCAGCAUCCAUGGAAGAAGUAUCAGUAUUACUGGUUGGGAACCUUGCUGCUGCUAUCAGAACACGACAACAACAAUUUUGGUUUAUGAUGUGGGAUUCUUUUUUUGUAGUCCCAUAUCACGUUGAGUUUUCAUACCACAAUUUUUGCUAUAGUUUUCCACUUUUACUAUUUUUUUUGGGGGGGUUUUUUUUUUUUUUUUUUUUUCCUGUGUGAGAGUUCUUAUACAGAGCAGUAUAAAAAAAAAGUUGUACGAAGUAAUACCAUUCCAAACGAUGUUGUUCUUUCAAUAAAUGAAACAUAAUAAUAUAAAAUUGUACCAAGUAAAAUUCAUUCUUUAUUUUUAAUGAUAUUUUACUGUUGUGUGUA